UAUUGCCAAAGCAAUGGCGAACUCCAAUCCCUCCACUGCUCGAACUCCACUAUUGGAUGACAGCGUUGACACCUGCCUUGAUUAUAAAGGCCGCCCAGUCCGCCGCUCAAACUCCGGCGGUUGGCGGUCCUCUUCUUUCAUCAUCGCCGUGGAAAUCGCCGAGAGGUUUGCUUAUUAUGGAAUCUCCUCAAACCUCAUAAUUUACUUGACAGGGCCUGUGGGCGAGUCCACUGCCAGCGCCGCUGCACAACUCAACGCCUGGUCUGGGGCGGUAUCGCUUCUGCCACUCUUGGGUGCAUUCAUCGCUGAUUCAUUUCUUGGCCGAUACCACACCAUCAUUCAUUCUUCCUUAAUUUACAUUUUGGGUCUAGGCUUGUUGACUCUGUCGGCCAUUCUUACAUCUGUCGGCAAUUCUUGUGACCAAAACUCAGACAACGUUACAUUAAAUUCUUCUCUUCGGUUUCACGUGGUACUGCUCUUCUUCUCACUGUAUGUAGUAGCAUUAGGACAAGGUGGGUUCAAGCCGUGUGUUCAAGCUUUUGGUGCAGACCAGUUUGAUAGACAAGAUCCACAGGAAUGCAAAGCCCAGCGUUCAUUCUUUAAUUGGUGGUACUUUGGUCUAUGUGCCGGUGCAUCAGUAACCUUUUGGAUUUUACCCUACAUCCAAGACAACCUUAGCUGGGUUCUCGGAUUUGGGAUACCCGCUAUUUUAAUGGUUGUUGUACUGGUAGUUUUUGUGCUUGGAACGACAACUUACAGGUUUUGUAUUAAAGGGAAUGAAGAAAACCCAUUUGCGAGAAUUGGUCGAGUGUUCAUUUUAGCUGUCAGGAAUUGGGAAAUGGAAUCUUCAGAAAUUGCUGCAGACGAAGAGGCCCAAGGAACUAUUCCAACCGAAAGUUUCAAUCAAUUCAAGUUCCUCAAUAAAGCCUUGGUUCCACCAGAUGGUUCAAAGGAACAAGGAAAAGUGUGUAGCAUCAGUGAGGUUGAAGAAGCAAAGACAGUUAUAAGGCUUGUGCCAAUAUGGGCUACAAGCUUAUUUUAUGCAGUCGCUUAUGCACAAACAUCGACUUUCUUUACCAAGCAAGGGGCUAGCAUGGACAGAUCAAUUACAACAGGGUUUCAAAUACCUGCUGCUUCGCUUCAGUCAUUUAUUAGCCUUGUGAUCUUUCUCUUCAUUCCAGUAUAUGACCGCAUUUUUGUUCCUUUGGCAAGGUCCUUGACUGGGAAACCGGGAGGAAUUACAAUGCUUCAAAGAAUUGGACCCGGAAUGCUUCUCUCUGUCAUAUCAAUGUCAACUGCUGCUUUAGUAGAGAUGAGGAGGCUUAAAACUGCUCAAGAAUACGGGUUGCUAGACAAGCCAAAUGUCAUUGUUCCAAUGAGUGUGUGGUGGCUGGUCCCUCAAUACGCACUUUUUGGAUUGUCCGAAGUGUUCACGGUUGUUGGUCUUCAAGAACUGUUUUACGAUCAGGUGCCAAAUGAAUUAAGAAGUGUCGGCCUUGCACUCUACCUUAGCAUCUUAGGUGUUGGAAGCUUUUUGAGUAGCUUUCUCAUCUCAGCCAUCGAGAAAAUGACAGGUGGGGAUAGCCGAGAUAGCUGGUUUGCGAAUAAUCUGAAUAGGGCACAUCUUGAUUACUUUUAUUGGCUGCUUGCUGCACUUAGUGCCAUUGGAUUGGCUCUCUUUUUAUGUUCUGCAAAAUCUUACAUUUAUGCCCGGGGUGGUGCCAUAUAGAUCGCAGAAUUCAGAGGUUAGCUCAGUUGUCUCGUGCAGUCGUCUUUAAAAGGUCGCAUUCAACUAUUGUACGGUGUUAUCGUACGUAUCACAACGAUAUCGAUCGUUGUAAAUGUAAUACAGUACAUUGUAAAGUGAGUUACUACUUGAA
Molecule: messenger RNA, 1880 nt
Organism: Hibiscus syriacus
Lineage: Eukaryota; Viridiplantae; Streptophyta; Magnoliopsida; Malvales; Malvaceae
Product: protein NRT1/ PTR FAMILY 5.10-like
Exons: 3
Coding region: 14-1729 (571 amino acids)
Biological process (GO): transmembrane transport; dipeptide transport
Cellular component (GO): membrane
Molecular function (GO): dipeptide transmembrane transporter activity; tripeptide transmembrane transporter activity
Source: RefSeq, a predicted model, not a curated record